UUCGAGAUAAGGAAUACAUUAUUUAUUAUUUAUAUCGAUGCCAAAGCCAAACUGUAAAAUAUUAUGAUAAAUAUUAAAUAGUGAAUUCUGGACUCUGGAAUCCGUAAUUCCGUAUCUAUUCAGUCUUCAUUUGGAGUUUGGACCACGACUCACGACAACUCACGGUUCACUACUAUUGUGACCAUCGUGAUUUGGACUAACUGUCUAAGCUUGGAUAAUUUAUUAAUUUAUCAAGUAAAGCUUAAAUCAACUUAAGCAAAAUUUAAUUUUUAAUUUUGCAAUAUGCCUCAUUUCCGUUUGGAAACAAAUGUUUCCAAGUCUAAAGUAACACCAGAAUUAUUGAAAAAGCUUUCUGCAGCUGUGGCCAAAACUCUUGGAAAACCAGAAUCGUAUGUAGUUGUGACUAUUGUGCCCGAUCAACUUAUGACAUGGGGUGGAGAUGAUAAGCCCUGUGGUACAGCUACGUUAAUGAGCAUCGGUUGCCUAGGCGUUGAACAGAACAAGAAACACGCAGCUGUCUUGUAUCCUCUUUUAAAAAAAGAACUAGGCAUACCAGAUGACAGAUUAUACAUAACAUUUUCGGACCAAAGUUCAUCCAAUGUUGGUUAUACUGGAACAACCUUUCAAACAAUUUUAGGAUAAUUAAUAUAAGGGGAACAAAAAACUACACUACCUACACUACACUACACUUUAUAAAGUUUCACUUUCUACGAUUAUGUAAACUUUACAACCAUUAUCUAAAAUAAAAUUCAACAUAGAUUUAAAUUAAGAAAAAUAAACAGCUAACUUAUGUAUUGA
Metopolophium dirhodum (rose-grain aphid) is the source of this 798-nucleotide messenger RNA. Its product is annotated as macrophage migration inhibitory factor homolog. Bases 283 to 642 code for a protein of 119 amino acids. The record is from RefSeq and is a predicted model, not a curated record. Lineage: Eukaryota; Metazoa; Arthropoda; Insecta; Hemiptera; Aphididae. The transcript has 4 exons. Gene Ontology annotation, molecular function: phenylpyruvate tautomerase activity; cytokine activity.